AUGUCUCAAUUCCGGCUCUGGGCCGCCCUGGCCCUACUGGGGCUCAUUACUAUUUCUGUCAUGGCUGACGGCGUCUGCGUGAACUUGGGUGCACGGCUGCCAAUGAAGCAGGCUGUCUAUGUGUAUCACAAGGCUUUGUCGACCUCGUCGCUGAGUGCUCCGUCAGGAGCUGCGCCGCCAAUGUCGAUGAAAUCAGACAAGGGCCAAGCCGAUAAAUUGCCCGCUGCGCGUGUCUCUGCGUCCCCAUCUUCCCCAGCAUCGACGUCAGCCUCAACAAGCCAACCCGCGGCAAGCACGCCACCACCUUCGUCAUCUUCGACUGUAUCACCAUCGCCAACGUCGGCAUCGCCAAGCCUUACAUCGAGGCCUGCAUCCACUCCUCCUGCAUUAUCCACGUCAACAACUUCAACUACUCCAAGUACUUCAGCCGCCCCAGUUACCACAGCCACAAGUAGCACAAUAUCUUCCGGUGCUACUACAACCGGCCGCUCGAGUACUUCGACAAGCGCUGCUAGUGAGACCUCCCCGACAUCUUCACCUGUUCCUUCCUCUGGUAUUACAUCCGGCGCAGCAGCUGGAAUCGGCAUCGGUGUUGCGAUUGUUGUUGUGGCUGUUGCUGUUAUAGCUUUCUGCUUGCUCAGGAACCGAAAGAAGCAGGCUGCGCCCCGACACUCGAUAGAAAUCUCCAAACCGCUCCCCGGUUCAGGACCUACAUACCCCACGCGCGAUGAGCGGGAUAGGGACCGGGAUUCGUACGACAAGUACGGGCAUGACAUCGAGAUGACAUCCCAUCGGUACGAGGACAUGAUUCCAAGCCAGCAACCACGAAACAUGGUGUGA
This is a messenger RNA of Beauveria bassiana ARSEF 2860, 840 nucleotides long. RefSeq lists its product as uncharacterized. Bases 1 to 840 code for a protein of 279 amino acids. Lineage: Eukaryota; Fungi; Ascomycota; Sordariomycetes; Hypocreales; Cordycipitaceae. The record is from RefSeq and is a predicted model, not a curated record. The transcript has 4 exons.